AUGGCCUGCUGCGGACGUAACAACGGCGAAUGUGUAUGCGCCAAGGAGGCAACCUGCUCCUGCGGAAAGCAGCCUGCUCUUCAAUGCACUUGCGACAAGGCCGUCUCCGAGAACAAGCUCCCCACGAGCACAUGUGCGUGCGGAAAGAGGGCUGAGGAUUCGUGCACUUGCGGCAAGGGUAGCUCGAAUUCCGAGUCGGCGCUCGAGACGGACUUCACGACGAAGAAAUAG
This is a messenger RNA of Dothidotthia symphoricarpi CBS 119687, 231 nucleotides long. RefSeq lists its product as uncharacterized. The record is from RefSeq and is a predicted model, not a curated record. The coding region runs from base 1 to 231 and encodes 76 amino acids. Lineage: Eukaryota; Fungi; Ascomycota; Dothideomycetes; Pleosporales; Dothidotthiaceae. The transcript is spliced from 3 exons.